AUGAUGACAUUUGAUGAAGAACCGAAGAAUUAUAAGGAAGCCAAAAUGAACAAGAAUUGGUUCGAUGUUAUGAAGGCCUUAGCUCAGAUAAGAUAUGGGAGCAUUGCGUGUUCUGACCCAGAUGGCGAUAACUUGGAGUGCUGUCCAAGUACCUUGGAGUGUUGUUCAAGCUGUCCAACAUUAUACUUAACUCGUGCAAGUUACCUCCAUGAACAAUCUUAUUCAACCCAAAACCGUAUUUCAACUCCUUCAUCUUAUGUGACACUUCCUCGCAAAAAUUGCACUUGCAAAGCAACUUUAAAGGAGGCCAAUAGCAAGAUUGAAGCUGUAGAAAAGGUAAAAGUGAAGCCUUCUGAAUUUUCUUCCGAGCUUGAGCUCUCGAGUUUAACUGCCAUAAGUCUCUUAGAUGGGCGUUAUAGGAAUAAAGUCGAAGAUCUCACCCAUUAUUUGAGUGAAUAUGGUCUUAUCUACUAUCGCACCCUGGUUGAGAUUCCUCAAGCAUCUGAGGUUCCAAGCUUUAGCAAUGAAUCCCAAAAGAAAUUACAAGAACUAAUUGAUGGAUUUAGCAAUGGUGAUGCAAGGCAAGUGAAGAAUAUCGAGAGAAUAACUAAUCAUGAUGUGAAAGCAGUCGAGCAUUUUCUUAAAACAAAGUGUCAAGAAGAUCCACAGAUAGCUAAGGUGCUUGAAUUUUUUCAUUUUGGAUGUACAUCAGAAGACAUAAACAAUCUAGCUCAUGGUCUAAUGCUUAAAGAAUCAUUAAACUUGGUUAUUCUUCCAGGGAUGGCAAAAGCCAAUGCUCACAUUCCUAUGCUUUCUCGAACUCAUGGACAGCCAGCUUCACCUACAACUUUGGGAAAGGAAAUGGUGAUAUUUCAAAAAGUAGAAAUUUUGGAGAAAUUUGCAAGAGCAGUUGUGAACUACAAUGCACAUGUUGUGGCAUAUAAUGAUGUAACACAAAUUGAAUCUCAUGAUUACAUGGCAAAACUUUUCCAUUCAUUUAUUCGAUUUAAUAACAUCUUGCUUGAUUUUGAUAAAGACAUAUGGGGAUAUAUCUCUGUUGGAUACUUCAAACAGGUGAAUGAAGCUGCCUUAAACAAGGAUCUGGACAACUCAUGGGAGGUUCUUGCUGAACCGAUACAGACAGUGAUGAGAAGAUAUGGUGUUGAGGAGCCUUAUGAGAAACUGAAGGAGCUUAUGAGAGGAAGAGUGGUUAAUGAAGAGAGGAUUACUGAAUUCCUUAAAAAAAAGGGUUGGAAAUACCGGUUGAAGCAAAAAUAGAGCUUUUAAAGUUGACACCACAUUAUUAUGUUGGAGUUGCUGCUCAAUUGGAGGAGGAAGCGUGUUUUAGGGCUAAUAAUAAUGGGAUGUGGUGAAUAGGUUGAUUUUGAGGCUGUUGCUUUGUGAAAUUGGAUGAUUUUAAACCUUCCUUAACAUAAAUGAACAGGAGCAAUGGAUAUGCGAUAAUGAAUUCCUAGGUAAGUUCUUUUUGUUAACAUCAAUUAAUCAAAAUUCAAACAAUGCAUUCAUCA
This is a messenger RNA of Lactuca saligna, 1529 nucleotides long. Lineage: Eukaryota; Viridiplantae; Streptophyta; Magnoliopsida; Asterales; Asteraceae. The record is from the annotation of a GenBank genome assembly.